AUGGUGCAGUUGGUAGAGUUGCUGCCUCUCAGCGAGCAAGUCGCCCCAGUUCCAAUCUCGACGGGGGGCCUUCCUGGGUACUUGAACCUCCAGGAGAACCACAUUAACGUGAUCCAUGAUAACUCCUUCCAGGACCUCGUGCGCCUGGAGAACUUCUACCUCAACGACAACCUGCUGUCUGAUCUGCCCAAACUCGCCUUCAGAGGCCUCAGCCGCCUCAAAAUGCUCAACCUCGGGGGCAACCAGUUGACCAACGUGUCCAAGACCUGGUUCAGUGACCUGGUUGAGCUGGAGGUCCUGUACCUGGACAGGAAUCAGCUACUGAGCAUCGAGGAGGGCGCCUUUGAGAACCUCACUAGCCUGAUGACGCUCCACCUGAACAGCAACAACCUGACCUCGCUGCCCCUCAGCGUGUUCCAGCCCGUCUAUUUCCUGGGUCACCUGUACCUCUUCAAAAACCCCUGGGAGUGCAGCUGCUCCCUGGAGUGGCUGAAGCAGUGGAUGGAAAAUUACAAACUGGUGCGGGACAUUCCUUGUGCCUCGCCUUCCUCUGUUGCCGGAUUGGACCUGAGCCAGGUGGUGUUCGCCAACAUGAACGGCACAUGUGUGGACCCUGCAGAUCUGAACCUAACCACGGUCUCCUCAGAGCCAGUCCUGACCACAGAGAACCGUUUCAACAGUCUCAUCUCUAAGCUGCUCCAGCAGGAGCUCAGAGAGGAGCUGGGGAACGGGACAGAGAGCCUCCGCAACAGGACCCUGGUGGAGGCAGAGGAGGGGCAGCUCUCUGCGGGGGCUGGGGGGCGUCAGGCCUGGGCCAGCCAAUCCCUGCUCUGCUUCACUGCCAUGUGGUUCAUAUCUGGUUUACUUGGCCUGUCAGAUACUAACGCCUGUGUUUUCUGCAUGAGAGCUGUGACAAAUAUCCAUCAUGGAGCAGACUUUCUUUAA
Molecule: messenger RNA, 945 nt
Organism: Nematolebias whitei (Rio pearlfish)
Lineage: Eukaryota; Metazoa; Chordata; Actinopteri; Cyprinodontiformes; Rivulidae
Gene: nyx
Product: nyctalopin
Exons: 2
Coding region: 1-945 (314 amino acids)
Molecular function (GO): protein binding
Source: RefSeq, a predicted model, not a curated record